CCCCACACCAAAAAAAAAAAAAAAUUAAAAAAAAUUAGUCCCAUUCAUUCUCACCUCAUCACCUCCCUUCUCUUCUUAAGACCCUUUUGCUCCCCAUAACAUUUCAAGAUUCAACCCAAAAACAAAUUACCUCUCCACACAGCUUCCACUUUUCCUCUCUUUCUCUCCUUAAUUCUUUUGAUCAAAAUUACUUCUUCUUCUUUUUAUUAUCAUUAUUCCAAAUGGGGUUCGAUGAUCUUUGUAAUACAGGCCUCGAUUUAGGUUUAGGGUUCACAGCUUCAGCUAAUAAUACUUUUUCCAAAAAACCAUCAACGACCACAACCACUUCUUCUUCUUCAUUUGAGCCUUCUUUAACUUUGGGUCUUUCCGGCGGUGACCCUUACAAUAAAGCCAGAAAGAUCAUUAGUAGUAUUAAUAUUGAUGUGAACAAAGGUGGUAGUACUACUACUACUAUUACCACUACUUGUCACGACGAAACACUUAAUAAUAAUAAUAUGGAUUUGUAUAGGCAAGCUUCGCCGCCUCACAGUGCGGUUUCUUCCUUUUCCGGCGGCGGCGGCGUUGGCGGUUGUAGUCGGGUUAAGCGUGAAAGAGAUCUCAGUAGCGAAGAGAUUGAGGUUGAGAAAGUUAAUUCUUCUAGAAUUAUUAGUGAUGAAGAUGAAGAUGGACCUAAUGCGAGAAAGAAACUUCGCCUCACCAAAGAACAAUCUGCUCUCUUAGAAGAAAGCUUCAAACAACACAGCACUCUCAAUCCUAGGCAAAAACAAGCUUUGGCCAGACAGUUAAAUCUGAGGCCUAGACAAGUUGAAGUAUGGUUUCAAAAUAGGCGUGCAAGGACAAAGCUGAAGCAAACUGAAGUAGAUUGUGAGUUCUUGAAGAAGUGUUGUGAGACACUGACUGACGAGAACAGAAGGCUGCAAAAGGAGCUACAAGAACUCAAGGCUCUCAAACUCACUCAUCAACCUCUGUACAUGCAUAUGCCGGCGGCUACUCUCACCAUGUGUCCUUCAUGCGAAAGAAUCGGCGCCGGUGUCGGCGCCGGCGACGGAGCUUCCAAGAGCCCCUUUUCCAUGGCUUCGAAGCCCCACUUCUAUAAUCCCUUCACCAAUCCUUCCGCUGCUUGCUAGGGUUAAUUAAUAUUAUAUAAUGCAAACUUAUUUAGUAGUAUUAUCAUAUAAUUAGGAUACUAAAAAAUAUAUAUAUAAAUAUAAAAAAGAAAAAAAAAACAAUUAAAAAGGCUUCCUAAAAUUCCUUGACCCCUAUAUAUUUUUUUGAUGAAGGGCUUGUAGCGAUCAAGUAAGAGUAGUCGUGUAAUUAUAAUUGUAGAAAUGAAGGAUAGUAUAAUUACUGAUCAAUUUUUACUUCUUUUAAUUUUUCUUCUUCUUUUCUUCUUUUAAAUAUAUAUAUGUUUGUAAAGAUAUCGAAUAUAUUUUAAUGAAUGGAUUAUUGUUAUUUAUUUUUGGAUAUCAAA
Messenger RNA from Cannabis sativa, 1471 nucleotides. Its product is annotated as homeobox-leucine zipper protein HAT22. The record is from RefSeq and is a predicted model, not a curated record. Gene Ontology annotation, biological process: regulation of DNA-templated transcription. Bases 222 to 1127 code for a protein of 301 amino acids. NCBI's taxonomy places the organism in Eukaryota, Viridiplantae, Streptophyta, Magnoliopsida, Rosales, Cannabaceae. The transcript has 3 exons. Gene Ontology annotation, molecular function: sequence-specific DNA binding; DNA-binding transcription factor activity, RNA polymerase II-specific.